Molecule: messenger RNA, 837 nt
Organism: Didymella exigua CBS 183.55
Lineage: Eukaryota; Fungi; Ascomycota; Dothideomycetes; Pleosporales; Didymellaceae
Exons: 5
Coding region: 1-837 (278 amino acids)
Source: RefSeq, a predicted model, not a curated record
AUGUCAAGUAAACACCAAUGGGUGGCUGUUGAGUUGCGGCUCCUGCCAACUGGGGCUCAGCCGUGGGCGCGAAGGAGCGCUCAGAUCCUCAACGCCCGCUCAGCUCGCUUAGGCACUCAGUUCAAACGGCGCAUACCUAGUUUGGAACAGGCCCAGCGCCUCUCACAAGCGUGGUGUAACCCUGUGGCUGCGUGCACCUGGGAGCAGACAUUGCUUGUGCUUGACCCUGUUUUCAAUGACCGAGAGCCGGAGAUGAUCUAUAUUCGGUGGCCAAGCAUCCUUUCAGAGCCGCAGCGCCAUCUCAUGAGGUCAAUUGUUGUAGCGGCCGACGGCUGCUACCCGAGUGCCGACAUCAUCAACGUGGGACGCCUCUUUCACAUGUUCCACCGCAUCGUAUCAAGCUCUAGGCGCCUCAACAACGACCGUUGGGGCAUUGCACCGACGAUGCAUUACACUCCCGUGUGGACGCGCUUGCUGGGUUUGGCGAACCGCCUCGAGGCAUCAGCGAAUGCUCAAUUCCUCCCUGAUAAGACGUAUGGCGAACCAAUUGGACCUGACAUCGCGUCACGGCGCGUGCAUGGAGAUGAGCGCUACGCGUCUGCUCAUUCGUUCCAAGGUUCUACAACGGAUAUUCGUAGUCUGGAGAUGGCCGUGGAGCCACUCACAUCCAAGGGCCGCUGCUCCGGACGUAAGAUCACGGCAAGCCGGAUGCUGCACACAGACGACAGUGAUUGGAAUGGCAUGAACAGCCGUUGCGAGCGGUACAUGACUACCUAUCAACAUUGGACGAGGCCUUACGAGCAGCUUCGCGGCUCACAGGGAGCGCUGCUAGCUUAA